GAACUUCCGCCGUGCAGGAGAAGCGAUGCGACAUUACCUUUAAAAAGAGCGAUUACGUUCUGGGAGGCAAUUCGUGGCAGGAGGGCAGAUUAGAGCCCAACCCCCGUACACCUAACAGCUAUUCAUAUACAAUAAACCAACGAGCAAAGACGUUUGGCGAAGUCUUCAUUGCCGGCAGUCUUAUCUUUCCUUUCUGGAGUGAAGACAAAGAACAGCAAAAAAACCUACAGUCCAAAAACAUGCUAAGAUGAACUAGAGUUAUCAAGUUGUGAGUGUGCCCUUGCAAUGGGAUUCGCCACCUUGCACCCAUAGUCUCCAGAGCCCUGCAGCCCCAGAAAGGAUGAGUGGGUCAAGUGCCCCACUCUUAACUUGUACAUCCUCCUGCAACAAAGACUAUGAUUCUAAGAAUGAUCAGGCUUAAAAAAAUCAUCCUUGCCAUAACGCUCAUGAGCGGUCUUGCAGUUUUCCUGUACUAUUCUCUCAGAUCAAAGAGAGACGUUUCACUGGGGAUGGUGCUACAAGCCACUACUCUUGAACAGGCUGCCACAGACCAGUUUGAACCUGACCAGGACAACAACGUUGUUAUUACAGUGUCGGAAGCGUUCAGGCAAGCCUUCGCGCAGAAAUCUUCAUAUUGGAGCAGACGUCAAAAUGCUUUAUUGCAAAAGCUAGAUAAAAUGAAUACGUCUAACAUGACGAGAAAUAAGUUCAGCAGGCCUAAGUGCAGUCCUUCGACUUUUGAGCUGAUGCGUGCCAACAUAGGAGAUUUUGACUCCUAUCCAGAAAUGUACAAGAAUUUUUUGGUAGGAAUGAAUUGCAGAGAUUCUCGAAUUGUGAUAGAUCAGCCAAACAAAUGCAAGAAUUUGAACGGGGAGGGGCGACCUUAUCUUCUAAUUGCCAUCAAGUCGGAGUCCGGCAAUUUUUUGCAGCGUCAGGCGAUACGAAACACAUGGGGUCGGCAGGGGUCAUAUGGAGAUUUAACUGUGCGUACCAUAUUUCUCCUGGGCACAAGCUCGACACAGGAGCCCAGUUUGCAGCGUCUGUUGGACUUCGAGGGAAAAUACUUUAGCGACCUUCUGCAAUGGGAAUUUCAAGAGACUUUCUACAACCGGGCUUUGAAAGAUGCUCUCUUCCUGGAGUGGAUCUUGACACAAUGCCCACGUGUAACGUUCAUCUUCAGUGGAUACGAUGAUAUCUUCAUAAAUACAGCAGCUAUACUCCGCUAUCUGCAGUCCUUAACACCUGAAAAGGCAGCCAAGCUGUACGCUGGUCACCUUAACACCGAUUCAAACCCAGUUAAUGACCCUCAGGAGAAAUAUUACGUCCCUCCAAGCUUCUAUGAUGGUUCAUACCCAGCUUAUGCCACUGGUGCCGGCUUCCUGCUGUCAGGUUCCCUGGUAAAGCCUCUCCACAGGAUAUCGGUGUUCAUCCCUUUCUUCCCCAUCGAUGAUGUCUACACAGGAAUCUGCUUGCAGGCACUUGGAGUGGAACCUGAGAUGCUCACGGGCUUCGAGACAGGCAUGCAGGUCGACGACACCAACGUAUGUUUGUACAAAGACCUUCUGCUGAUGAAUAACCGGAAUCCACAGAAGAUACUCACGAUGUGGAAAAACAUCAACAGUCCUCUGCUCGUUUGCUAACAGCACAUUUUUACUCUUGCCCUCACCAACCAACCUGCGUGACGUUUACCCAGCACUCCUGCAGCAGAUGGAGUAAAGAACUUGCUUAUGGGCCCAAUGAACAAUUUUUAAACAAAAAAUUGUCUGAUAAUCAAAUGUAUAUAUUUGUAUAGAAGUUGUCAUCACAAUUUAUGCUGUAUUGAAUCACAAAAAUCUUAACAAAAUGUAAAAUUCUAUUACAAUAUUUUAUAACAGUAUUUUAUGUGGCUGUAGAACAUGAAGAAUCAAAUGGCCGUCAAAUGUUUUGGAAGGGAUUUCAGUUUGUUUUUAUUCAGUGUCAGUCUGUCAGGUUGAUAACCGAGUGGUAAAUUUGUGCGACCAUAGUCUACAAUGUGGGAUAUCAAAUGACAAGCUGUUAUAAUGAUUGUUAUGCUGAUGUUGAUAGUGGUUUAUGUGCUGUUUUAUGUUAUGUUAUGUUAUGUUAUGUUAUGUUAUGUUAUGUUAUGUUAUGGAGGCGGGGAGGCAGGGUGAGAGGUGGGGUGGGAGGUGUUUGGCGACCAGUCACUUUGGACUUCCAGUGGUUUUUCUUUAUACGCUUUUGGUUCUUCUCUUAUGUGAUUUUCUGCUAUUUUUUCCAUAUAAAUUUAACUAACAAUUAAUUGCUACACGCUCUUGUUAAGUGUCUUGGAGCAACGGUGUGGUGAAAGAUGAUAAAUUCAUACAAUCUUAUUUUGUAUAGUGCACUUUCACAUAAAAUUCUCUCGAAUCACGUAAUAUUGUCCCUGUCCAAAGCCCCCAGAGAGCAAGUCAGAGGCAACAGUGUGAAGGAAACACUCCCUAGAAGGAAGAAACCUUGGGAGGACCCAGACUCAAAGGAGGAGCCCAUCCUCCAGGGGCCGGCAGGGAUACUGAAACGUGAAAGAUGGCAGAAUCCUAAUUUACACUGUGCAAAAAUUAAGAUUCGAGUCUGGGUGCAGGGGGCAGGCAGGUGACGGCACACAGGUGCUGGUGCUGCUUCUGAUGGAAUGAUGAACAGCGGUACAGCAGCAGGGAAGGAAGGAUAGACGUCACAGGCUGAGGGGAAGGCAGGCCGGAAGGAUGUCACAAGCAGAGGGGAGGGCAGGCCGGUAGGACGUCACAGGUGGUAGAGAACUAGUUAUGUAUAUACAAAAAGAAACUGAAUUGGUGGUGCCAGCAAUAGACUAUUAUAUUUAUGUGGGUUUUUGUUUGUUGUAUAAAAUUAACACACAAUAUACAUUCAUGCAAUGCUCCUGAGCAGGAUGAUUCUGAGCAAAAUAUGAAUCUCAAUUUUUUUUCCACUCAGUUGAGAUAAUGAUUUUCUGUCAUGAUUCUUGAGCAGUUUAUUUAUUAUUAUUUUACAUUACAUAUUGUCUUUUAUGAAGUCUUCAUCAAUUAAAGUUAACGACAUGAGAACUACUACUGAAAAAAUGGUGAUGAUUCCAUUGGACAAUCAGCUAUUUUCUGUAGUGGAGGACAAGGGUUUUACUUAAAAGAAAUCUAAAAGUUCCAGCCCGCAAAAUGCCUAUAAUUCAUAUUUAUAUCUGGUCCAUUUUCCACAAAACAAAAAUUUAUUUUUGCUAGCCUGUACCAGCAGGCUUGGCAAGUUUCACCACCUUUUUUUAAUAAAAGGAAAGUAUGCUACUCAGUUUUCCUUAUUGUGCUGCACUGUAACUUACAAUGCAAUAGUAAAUCCUGUUUUGAAUGAA
Messenger RNA from Brienomyrus brachyistius, 3346 nucleotides. Its product is annotated as N-acetyllactosaminide beta-1,3-N-acetylglucosaminyltransferase 2-like. The record is from RefSeq and is a predicted model, not a curated record. Gene Ontology annotation, cellular component: membrane. The coding region runs from base 396 to 1640 and encodes 414 amino acids. Gene Ontology annotation, molecular function: protein N-acetylglucosaminyltransferase activity. Lineage: Eukaryota; Metazoa; Chordata; Actinopteri; Osteoglossiformes; Mormyridae. The transcript is spliced from 3 exons.